Messenger RNA from Hipposideros armiger (great roundleaf bat), 3646 nucleotides. It is a transcript of the gene PRR29, whose product is annotated as proline rich 29. The record is from RefSeq and is a predicted model, not a curated record. The coding region runs from base 2940 to 3599 and encodes 219 amino acids. Lineage: Eukaryota; Metazoa; Chordata; Mammalia; Chiroptera; Hipposideridae. The transcript is spliced from 4 exons.
UAGUUUAUUUGGAAGGAAAGCCCAGGAAGCCCUGUGAGGGAGUGGAGAAGUGACAGGAAGAGGAGUGUGCGUUCAUGAGUGGGCUGUCACUGGGACAACUGGGGCACAAGGCCAUGGAAUCACUGAGAGACUGUGGAGAGGACCCCUCAGAUUUGUCCCUCUGAGGCCAGGAGGCUGGGGAGAUUACUGUCAACACCUGUCCCUAUAACCACACAUGAACUUCAUUUCUUUAGCAUGCAUUCUGCUUUCAUCCAAGCCAGCUUUGCUUAGCCUGAUAGAGCUACGACUCCCUUGCAUUCUUUUCCCAGAUUCUCCUACCUGUGCAUAUACUGCAUGUCCACUCGUUUAAAUUAUUAAGCCCUUAGGACAUUAGGUUCUCAUCAGCAUCAAACUCACUUAAGAAUAAAGCUCUGCUCUAUCCACCAUGACCAAGAUACAAUAACCAGACCUCAAACUAGAAUAAAGUUUCAGUCAAAGACAACACCGUUGCCUGAGUUAUCUUUUGGCUCUGGAUUCAUGAAAGCAUAACAGUCCCACGGACCAUAUCCCCUGGAAACUGGACCAAACAAUGCCAUGACUGACACCAGGACCUGAGGUCAUGAUCAGUGGCCCCAUGCCUUAGUCCCUCCAAUCAGCAGAGCUCACCAUCCCAGCUCCCACAGUAAACACGAUGAAUGAUUUUUCCCUUCUGCAAGCUAGCCACUAGAAGCCAUUGGGGAGCCGGGUUUCUGAAAACAUUAGCUCACCUGUGUCUCCGGGCUUGGAGCUAAUUCCUCAAAUAAACCUUUACUUUCUUUGCUGCAGUCUCUCCUGUUCGUGUUCUGUUUUUGGUUUAGAUGCAGCGCAGGCAAGUGGACCCUGUGUAUUUGUGGUAGCAUCCCUUAAUGCUUCGGAGUUGUUCCUUGGAUGACUUCAGGCCUACCCCACCUGUGGUCAGAAAAUGCCCCCAGGUGGAGAGGCUGUAGGUGAGGGCAGGAACCAAUUGCAGGAGACCCCAGGGAAAGCUGGGGGAUGUGGGUGGGCCCUAACAGCUUCUCAAUAGUUGCCCCCCUGCCCACCCCCCACAGUGAUUUUUUAAAACAGAAAUAAGAUCUUACUACGCUUACUGAUUGUUUGGCUCAACUCUUUCGGAAUCAUUUCACAUCAAUAGAUACAUUCUAUACCAAAAUUGUUAAUGGCUGAAUAAUAUUCCAUUGGGAAAUUGCGAAGUUACAGUCCAUCACACAUUUGUUCCUUCUAAUCCUGGUUGACAUAAACAAAGAUGUGAGGAACAAGAUGACUCUUCCUAAAACAUGGCUGUGCACAUGUCUCCCCCUUAUUUCUCUCCUGCUCAAAACCCACUAAGAGCUCUCCACUACCCACAUGAUGAAGACUAACUCCAUAACUUGGCCUCUGAGUCUGACCUGUAUCUGUCUGCUGGAAUUUCUCUCUACCUGGCUCCUUCAGCACGGCCAGUUUGACCCUGGAUCAUUACAGGGCCUGUGCAUUCCUACAUCUGCACCCUUGCUCAGGCUGUGUCCCCAACCUGGGCUGCCCUCUCCCUCCCACACUGCUUGGCCCCAUCCCAAAGGGAUUCCACCUCCCUCAGAACUCCACCCUUCAGUGAUGGGAGUCCGUUCUUCUUCACGAUCUCUUAUUGUAUGUCUCACCCAUGGGGGACUUCACACAGUCUUGUAUUUUUGCUCUCAUUUCAUGGGUGCAUUUUCAGUUCCCAACAAUGCUGGAACCAGCGAGGAUACACUAUUGUGUCUCAGUGUUUAGAAGGGUGCCUUGCACACACAGGCAUCUCCUCGGUCAAGGUAGCUGAUGGUGAGCACAGGGCUUGGUUUCAUCUUUCUCCCUGGAUGAGGGUGGAGAUGAAAAGUCACACCUCUGUGUCCUUCCCACUCACCAAAAGCCUGUGACUACAGUGCUAGAUCUCAGCUUGUUGACGGCUGUUGAAGCCAUAAGACCCACAAAGACAGCUAGUGUACUUCCCACAGCCCCCCCCGUCCCUGGAAACGGGGCCUAAGGAAGAGGUGGGAAUGGUCUUUCUGAUUUUAGACACCAGGUCUGCCAGGAACAAAAGUGUUGGGUGGGGGAAGGGCAACUCAGGGAGUGCUAAUCCCUGCUUCCUGUCCGGAUUUUCCUUGACUGCUGCCCCAGGCCUGUCUUAGGAUGUUCACAGCUCCCAAAAUAGAUCUCUGCCCUCACCUGUUCUUAAGCGAAGAAAACCUUGAUAACCUCCUGUCAAAGAAUGCAUGCUUUUGUAAUUUUCCCUGGAUGAGGGACAACAUGGGGCGCUGCUGCUGAACUCCCCAGGUUUCUCCACCUCUGACCUGCAGUGACUCAUCUUGGCCAGGGAUCAAGCAGCUACAAAGCAGGGAGUCAAAGGGCCAGCCACCUGCUUCUGGCCAGGGCCCAGCCUUUCCUGCGAAUUUGGUUGGUGUUGCCUUCCUUGAUCUGCUCCAGAAACUACCCUUGGCCCACAGGACGCCCCUCACUCAGAGUGACAGAGAGCAGGUCCUCUGCCACCCUCACUCACCUGCCCCUCGUCCCUGGCCUGUUCCUACAGAAUUCUCUAUUCCUGCUUAACUCAUUAUCCUAGUCCAUUGAGCUUUGGGACCUGAAAACCAAGCGUCUGAGUUAGGGCCGGUCUCCCCAGCCACUGCAAUCAUUCACUCAACAAGUGCAGACCCUCCCUGAGGCCCAGUAUCGUGGGAGCUACCGCGAGCAAUGAGAUGUGAUGCCCAGCCCGGGCGCAGGAGGAUUGGAGGUGGACAUCUGGGAGAGAAACUGGCCUCCGGGGGGUUAGGUCCUGGGGACCGCUUGUCCCCAAAGCUGGAGAGAGGAGAGCCGAAGGCGGCGACUUAAUGCGAACGUUCCGGGCACCUGCGCAUGCGUGGGAGACUUUGGCGUCUCCGGUGUCGCCAAGGUAACCCUGACCCAAGGAAGCGGCCAUGGACUCCGGGACUGGAGGGAACUGGGGUGAUACCCCACCGCAGAGGGCUGCCCCAGCACCCUGGGUGACCAUCCUGCAGCCCCUCCAGUGGGCCGUCCCAUCUGCACCUCAGCAGCCCGGCCGCGUGAAGGAAGGUGAGAGACUCCACGCUCCCUCCCCGUCUGCCCAAGCACAUUCUCUGGGCUUCAGAGCUGCACCCCCUACUCCUUCCGCGCCCUGGGGCUCAGUGUCCGGGGGAAAGGCCCUAGGGUCGGGACAGAGGGCAUGGGGAGGCCUGGAAUGGCCUGCUGAACCCCUGCCCCCCAGACCUGCUGGAGCUGAUGAUGCUACAGGAUGCGCAGAUGCACCAGCUGCUGAUGAGUCGCCUGGUGACCGCGGCGCUCAAUCCCAGACUGGCCUCCCCACUCCCACAGGAGAGCUGUGCCACCACCCCCACCACCCAGUGCCACAGGGACUGUGGGUGCAGAGGUACCCCCAGCUUCAGACUACUAUGAUGCUGAGAGCCUACUAUGAAGAUAGAUGUUGGCCCAGGGAGCCACACCAACUUCACCACAAGGCUGGAAACAGCCCUGGAGCCCCCAAGUACCCCUGUAGUGCCUGCAGCCAUGCCUGGCAGCCCUUCUCCCGCCUCCACACCAACCAGGCCCUCUCCUCCUAGUGAAUCAGUCCCAUCUCCACCCCACCAAGACCUUGAACAGACCUGAC